This is a messenger RNA of Arachis duranensis, 456 nucleotides long. RefSeq lists its product as uncharacterized. The record is from RefSeq and is a predicted model, not a curated record. Lineage: Eukaryota; Viridiplantae; Streptophyta; Magnoliopsida; Fabales; Fabaceae. The transcript has a single exon. Bases 1 to 456 code for a protein of 151 amino acids.
AUGGACUAUGGGGCGAAAUUGAGCAAGGAUGAUGGAGAUAGUCUGCCUGAUUCCUCCGAUUAUAGGAAAAUUAUUGGAAAACCGUUGUAUCUCUCAAACACAAGGCCGGAUAUAAGCUUUGCAAUUGGCAAGCUCAGCCAAUUCUUGGAUUGUCCCACAACUAAUCACUUGCAAUUGGCACAUAGGAUCCUCAGGUACAUAAAGAACUCUCCGGCAGCGGGGCUAUUCUUCUCGGCCAAUUCUGAUCUAUCUCUCAUUGGAUUUUCUGAUUCUGACUGGGUUGGAUGCCCCAAAUUGCGACGAUUGGUUUCAGCCUAUUGCUUCUAUAAAGGGUUCCUCCCUUGUCACUUGGAAGAGCAAGAAGCGAGUAACUAUCAUAGCUUUCUUCCUCUGAGGCAGAGUAUCGGGCUCUUGCACUGGCCACCAGAGAAGCUUAAUGGCUUAGUUAUGUGUUGA